AUGAAGAAGAAGCAUGGUGAGGAAGAAGCUAUGGAUUGGUAUUCUUGGCUGUCAAAGUCGUCUUCUCUUGAGCCUUCACAUGUGUACGAGUAUGGCCUAGUCUUCACACGGAAUGAGCUCAAGGAUGAAGAUUUGAGGCACUUCAACCACGAGUUUCUUCAGAGCAUGGGCAUAUCCGUGGCUAAACACCGCCUGGAGAUUCUAAAGCUAGCAAGGAAUAAGGAGGCCAGAGGCCUUUCAACAUUCGUAAACAAAACCAAGAAGCUUCUUGCCAAGAUGGUUCCUCAUCAUCAUCAUCAUCAUCAUCAGAGGAAGGUUAACAAGCUGAUGAUGAACCCUUAUCAGGAACGGGGUCUAUUGCGGCCGGGUAAACCACGGUUACUCAAAUCAGGGCCGCUUGAUAGGAAGGUUCAGGUUCCGGUUCAGGAGAAAAUGGCAAUCACUACUACAAGAAGCAGCUUAUCAGGGCCCUUGGAUGCCAAUAAGGUUGUUCAAGAGAGAUUGAUGCUCCCAAGCUGUAGCCCUUUGGGUUGGGGUGGAAAGAUGGUGUUUCCCACCAUAAGCCAAACUAAAUCAGGGCCCUUAGAUGCCACCUGGACUUUGAUGAGCAUGAGCCCAACCACUAAUCACAACAACCCUCGUCAUUCACUAUGGUCCUUAAUGUUUCAAGACAUGAAGCCAACUUAA
Molecule: messenger RNA, 687 nt
Organism: Ipomoea triloba (trilobed morning glory)
Lineage: Eukaryota; Viridiplantae; Streptophyta; Magnoliopsida; Solanales; Convolvulaceae
Exons: 1
Coding region: 1-687 (228 amino acids)
Molecular function (GO): protein binding
Source: RefSeq, a predicted model, not a curated record